Messenger RNA from Dictyostelium purpureum, 1201 nucleotides. RefSeq lists its product as uncharacterized. Lineage: Eukaryota; Evosea; Eumycetozoa; Dictyosteliales; Dictyosteliaceae. Bases 61 to 1119 code for a protein of 352 amino acids. The transcript has 3 exons. The record is from RefSeq and is a predicted model, not a curated record.
AUUAAAAUCAUUAUCUGCAUUAUUGUUAUUAUUAACAUUGUAAUUAUUAUUACCAUUAUUAUGGGUACUUGUGGUGAAACCUUUCCAUUUUUAGAUUGCGUUGGUAAUUUAGAAUAUUUAGGUGUUGAUAAAAUACAACCAUUUGGAUUUAAUCAAGGGCCAUAUUUAUUAAAUUGGGGUAAAAGCAACUCAAGUUUUCCAGAGGUUAUUGUUGACCUAUAUGGUGAAAGCAGUCCAUUGUUAGUAGGUAAUCUCCAUCCAUACGAAAAAUUAGAGAAUGAAAAUUCUCAAUUCUUUGAUGUUGCCGGUAAACAAGAUAUAAAAUCCUUAAUGCAUUAUUCAUGUGGUAAAACUCCCUCAACAGUUUCAUUUUCUUUCAAAGAAGCAUUUGACAAGAAAAAAGAGUUUAUUCUUUUAGUAUUUGGUAUGACUCCAAAUGCUAUUCUCAAUGUUAAGGCAUACGAUUGGUCAGGUCCAUUCUUACCAGGUGGAACUUGGCAAGAGUUGGAUCGUGGUGUCAUCCACCAUGGCCAAAAAGAUAUUGUUAGAAUGCAAUCAAAUUUAAAUAUUGGUCGUCCAAGUGCUAAUCUUAAAUGGACUGGUGGUUCAAUUACAACCUACGAUAUCUUUUAUCCAUCAAUAUCAUCUUCGAAAAUUAGUAAAAUUGAAUUACUCCUUAGUCAUACUUGCAGCUUACCAGAAUGUAAAGGAAUCACUCUUUUUUACUCUUUAAUUGCUAAUGACCUUUGCUUCAAACAACCCAAGUUACCACCAUUAACUGAAAGACCUACCGCAACUCCUGCUACUGUUGAUUCAAGUAGAACCAAACCACCAAAAAAAACUGAGCCACCAACUGAGCCACCAACUGAGCCACCAACCGAACCACCUACUGAACCACCAACUGAGCCACCAACCGAACCACCAACUGAGCCACCAACUGAACCACCAACCGAACCACCCUCAAUUAUAAACUCUCAAGUUCCAAAUCCAUUAAAACAUGACGAUGAAGAUAUAACUAUCACUAUAGUACCAUUUAGACACAGAGCAACUAAACCACCUUACAGAAGCAGAAAACCACCACCACCACCAACUGAAACAAUUCCUUCUGCUUGGAAUUAAUAAUAAUAUUAUAUUUUUAAUUUAAAUAAUAAUUUAUAACCAAAAAAAAAAAAAAUUUUAGCACAGGUCAAUCAUCACCAUC